This is a messenger RNA of Osmerus eperlanus (European smelt), 2420 nucleotides long. RefSeq names its product Fc receptor-like protein 4. NCBI's taxonomy places the organism in Eukaryota, Metazoa, Chordata, Actinopteri, Osmeriformes, Osmeridae. Bases 72 to 1343 code for a protein of 423 amino acids. The record is from RefSeq and is a predicted model, not a curated record. Gene Ontology annotation, molecular function: transmembrane signaling receptor activity. The transcript has 11 exons. Gene Ontology annotation, biological process: cell surface receptor signaling pathway. Gene Ontology annotation, cellular component: plasma membrane.
AGGAAGUGGAAGUGUUCUGAUCAGAAUAAACUUUGUGGUUCAGAGACUCUCACACUAGAUAGCAGGAGAGGAUGGGGCUCACCUCACCUUGUGUGCUGCUCUUGCUGAGUGCUCUCCUCAUCUCUGGAAACACUCAAGAGAGAUCGAAGGCUGUGGUGACCCUGCAUCCUGACCUGCAGCAGAUAUUUACAGGAGAGAGACUCACUCUCAGAUGUCAGAUACAGGGAGGAGAGAACAACACUGAAUGGCGGUACUUUUUUAAGAGGGAUGAUGUAGACAUCGGCAGUUCAGAGUCUGAACUUAAGAUUGAAUCUGUUGAGGAGUUCCACAGAGGUGCAUACACCUGUGUUGGUAAAGACACAAGUCAUGAGAAGUAUUCUGACUGGAGUGAUGAAGUGAUGCUGACUGUAACAGAUCGUCCCCAGCCUGUCCUGAGAGUGUCUCCCUCGUGGCUGAAUCCUGGAGACUCAGUGACUCUGAGCUGUGAGGUUGGAGACUCAUCUACAGGCUGGAGCUUCUUCUUCUACAGAGCUGCUCCCUCUCUACCAGACCAGCCCUACUCUGUAGAGCUCCUCUCUGACCGUGAGCAGACUACAGGGAACUCCUCCACUCUGCAGCUAGCUGCUCCCUCUCACACAGCAGGAUAUAUGUGUAGAGCUGGGAGAGGAGAGACAGUCUACUACUCUGACUACAGUAAUCCACAGUUUCACUGGUCUGGAGAUCAGAUUUCCUCAGUGUCUCUCAGUGUAAGCACCAACAGAUCUCAACACCUCGUGUCUGAGUCUGUCUCUCUGAGUUGUGAGCUGAAGGGGAACUCUACUGGAUGGACACUGAGGAGGUACACAGGCAGUGAGCUGUAUACUGUGUGCUCCUCUGUCAAGGGAUCAACCACAGGAUCCACCUGCAUCAUCAGGUCCUUAAACGUAGGGCACAGUGGAGUGUUCUGGUGUGAGUCUGGCUCAGGAGAGUACAGUAAUGCUGUCAACAUCACAGUACAUGGUGCGUUCAAGUAUAAUGUUUCUGUACGUCUCUCCAGCAUUAGUGAGGGAUUGUGCAUAUGUCUCCAGAUUGAUGGAGGAUCCUCCCAGUCACAGAGCACCAAUCUUGUCUUAGAUGGGGUCCAGAUAGCCAAUCAGAACCAAGCUCCUGCUGGAAACGCCCCUCUGGAGCAUAGGCAAGGUGUGGAGGCUGGACCAAGUGACGUGACCUACGCCCAGAUUGAGCUCAAAAAGAUGAAAAAACCCAAGAGAAAGACAGGAAAGCAAGCAGAAUCAGAGGAAGACACCAUUUAUUCCAAGGUGGCACAGGACCUCCCUCUGGUGGCGCUGGAGCAGAUGACGUGACCUAUGCCCAGAUUGACUUAAAGGGCAAGAAAGCCAAGAAAUCAGACAUGUUGACCACCAGGGAGCCGGAUGCUGUCUACUCUGCAGUGAGGACAGGGUGAGGGGUCCUCCCUGGAUGCUGUCUACUCUGCAGUGAGGACAGGGUGAGGGGUCCUCCCUGGAUGCUGUCUACUCUGCAGUGAGGACAGGGUGAGGGGUCCUCCCUGGAUGCUGUCUACUCUGCAGUGAGGACAGGGUGAGGGGUCCUCCCUGGAUGCUGUCUACUCUGCAGUGAGGACAGGGUGAAGGGUCCUCCUUGGGACCUGGAGCUGAACUCAUGAUCUGAGUCUGAUCUGAGUCACUGUUGACAGUCUGUUUACUGGCGUUUUGUUGUCAUGACAGUGUACGUGUUUGGGUUGAGGUCGUUUUUUACACACAAAGACAGGUACAUAUUCAUGAACCGACAUGUCAGGAAAUGCACUCAUGUAUACACAUAUAACACGCACACACGCGCAGACUGGCACACACACACACUGACAUGCACACACACACACUGACAUGCACACACAGACUCACAUGCACACAGACGUAUGACACAGAAGAUGCUCAAGGACACAGACACACAGACACACACACACUCACAGACACACACAGACACACACACAGACACACACUCACAAACACACACACAGACACACACAAAGACACACACACAUAACUUGGAGGAUUUUAUGCAAUUUAAUGAACUGAAAGUGUCUUUAUCCUAUAGGUGUCUUUAUUUUUAUGUAGCAUUUUAACCAUAGUGAAACAAGUAAACGUUUUUGGCCAACCCCAUGUAAAAUAACAUCACACUCCAUAGGAUGGCAAAGGGACACCUCUAGAGAUGUCCACAUAAAACAAUGUAUGUUUCCAUUGAAUCUCUUUACUCUUUAUUCAGUUAGAAGUAAGUGGCUUGAGUCUUUUCACGCGCAUGUCAGUUUAAAUGUAGAGUGGCAGAAGAGGAGAUUAAAGCUGUUGUGUUGUUUUAGCUUGUUCUCAUUCUUGUUGUUGUUGUUAAGAGUCGUCAUGGCUGUAGCUGAGCCGUGUCUACAGACAGCU